Molecule: messenger RNA, 249 nt
Organism: Lathyrus sativus (Indian pea)
Lineage: Eukaryota; Viridiplantae; Streptophyta; Magnoliopsida; Fabales; Fabaceae
Source: the annotation of a GenBank genome assembly
AUGGCUUAUUACAAUCAAAACCCUCCUCCGGUUAACGUUAACGUUAGUGCUCCUCCACCUCCGGGAGGGUAUCCUCCACCGGGUUAUCAAGGCUAUCCACCACCUCCACCACCUCCUCAGCCUCAAGUUGUUGUCUCUCAAACUGCACCUCAAAACUCUGCUGCAGCACAAACUGGUUUAAUGGCAUGCUUGGCAGGGUUGUGCUGUUGCUGCUGCUUGGAGGAGACUUGUUGUUUGUGCUGUUUAUGA